GACCGCGAACGGAUGUGUGUAGCGCUACGAAUUUGUUUAUAUGAAUGACCUAACCUGAAAAUUUGUGUACAAACAUUGAAUUAUACCGGAUUUCGGUGUGUUGAUUCGUUCGAGCUUUUGUAACGUCGAUAGUCUGUGCGUAACGUUUGGACGUGUUCGAAACUGACUAAUAAGUGACCGUAGAGUGCCGCUUGCAUUCUGCAAAUUUAAGCCUUUUUUCAAAAUUCGUCAGAAGAACAGGGAACCCGUGCAAGUGUCAGUUAUGGACAUGGAUCAGCAGGAACGUGAAAGCGAAAUCGGCGAAGAGAGCCCAAUGUCUCACAAUGAAGACGAGAUCAGCGAUGGUGAUGACUCAAUGAGAGACAACGAUGAAGCUGACAGUGCCGAAGAGAACCGUAUUCCACAUAACAGCAUCCUUGGAGAUAACCACAGCAUGCUUGCAGAACAUGGAGACGUUUUGUCCAAGCUGAAGAUGCAAGUUGGAAGUAUCAAACCUGGGGAGGAGUUCGACAUGCGUCAGCUAGAACGCCAACUGAACUUCACCAACAUGGCACAGUUCCAGGAACGUUUCCAAGUACCUGCUCCCUUUCCCUUUCCUCACCCCGCUGCCGCCUUCCUGCCCCCAAUGUCGCAGCCUCAGGCCGCCCAGCCCCCAUCGUCUGCCUCCUCUCACUCGUCAGAAGGGAGCGCAUCCUCCCAGACCACCUGGUCCUUCGAGGAGCAAUUCAAACAGGUGCGUCAGUUGUAUGAAAUCAAUGAUGAUCCGAAGAGGAAAGAGUUUCUGGAUGAUCUAUUCUCCUUCAUGCAGAAGAGAGGAACUCCCAUAAACCGCCUUCCCAUAAUGGCUAAAUCAGUAUUAGAUUUGUAUGAAUUGUACAACUUGGUUAUAGCCAGAGGUGGUUUGGUGGAUGUGAUCAAUAAGAAGUUAUGGCAAGAAAUAAUCAAAGGUUUACACCUUCCGUCUUCAAUUACAUCAGCGGCGUUCACAUUGAGAACUCAAUAUAUGAAGUAUCUGUAUCCAUACGAAUGCGAAAAGAGGAACCUAAGCUCUCCAGGAGAAUUGCAGGCAGCUAUCGACGGAAACCGUAGAGAAGGUAGAAGAAGUGGCUAUAGCCAAUACGAAGCUAUGUCCAGAGUUCAAAAUCCUUCAAACUUGCCAUCCAUGCAACAGAUGCAACAAAUGCAACAGAUGCAAUUGAACCGAAUGACGACAGCUAUGGCAGCUCAAGAACACGCCAUUGUAGCAUCUCUGAUGGAGUGCAGAGGAAGGACACUACCUAGCAAUGGUGUACACAAAGUUAACGCUCCAGAGAGUGGUCUUGCAAUCCCCAACGGGGUGCAUCCCAGUCAUCCCCAGCCCAUGGGCCAACCCACCAACGGCCCAAUACCAGGACUAGCCCCCAACAACGAGCUCGAGGCCAGGAUGAUGAAGUACGUCGAAUAUCUGAACAAGGAAAUCCGCAACAACGCUGCAAUCCCACCUGUACCCAUAGCUCCUCAGAUGCGAAAUGAUGUUUCUCCAACCCCGUCCCAGUCAAUGCAUCCCUACGAGUUGUCCAGGAUGGCCUUGUGGAACAUGUACAACAACAAUCAAGCUCCCGUGGAACCUCAGAGGGAAGCAUUGAACUUGGCAAAUGGUACCGCUAUGCCCAGAUCGCCUUCCGUUAAGGAGGAGCUGGAUGAGAGUCUAGAGGAUUGUAGCCCCUCACCCAAAAAGAUGAGAAUAGUGGAAGAAUCGCCUGCAGGUCCUAGUCCGAUCCCGAGCACUGCCACCAACAUCAAAAUCGACACCCGAGGAGAUAUUGCUAACGGAGAUAGCUCUAUGGUAGUCAGCAUGGAGUUCAACGGAAUAAAAUAUCAAGGUGUUUUAUUCGCCCAAACUACAGAAACAAACAGGACUUCAAGUUCCUCAUAAACUACAAGACAUUAUUCUCAUCUUUUAGGAUGAAAGUGAUUUAACUGUUCUUCAGUACUUACUUGCGAGUCUACCAGUUUGCUUAAAACAGUAGAUUCGCUUUGAAUUUUGGUGAUGCUUGCAAUGUGAGAGUUCUUGUGCGUUUUUAGGAUAUUUAUUUUAGAAUAUGUGUGUAGCUUAUGUAUAAUAUGUACCACCAUCUGAAUAAUGCACAAUUGAUUUAUAAACUCUUGUAACAAUUGUUUAAUAAUCAUUGUUAAAUUCGUAAUUAUGAAUGAAUAUGUUAUUCGAAAUGUGAUAUAUAUUAAAAUAUUUAUGUGGCCAGUUUCACACGAGACUGCCAAUUCAGAUUGUGGAGGAGUAGAGGAAGCUCUUUUUUAACCUCCAUUUAAAAUUUGUUAAGUAGUUGAAUGAGUGCAAUUGUGUAUGUAUGUAGUGUUCGGCUACUUUAGUGUUGUAAUUCAUUUUCUGUUUUACAGAAUUGAAUAUGUAUUUAGGAAUGGAAGAUUUUAAAUAUAAAAUUUUUUUUGAUACCAGUAAACUUCCUUCGUAAUUCCAUAUUUUGAAGUUACCUGAAAGGUAUAUUCAAUGUUAUUAAAUUUGGAUGUGAUAUGAACGGUGUGAGCUCACAGUUGAUACUUGAAGAUAUUGAAACAAUUUUGUUUGAAUUUAUUCCAUCGUUUAUAAAAUUUGUGAAUUUAGUGUUAGACUAUUUCUGUAAUUAUUUCAGAAUCGAUAAUUGUUCUUUUUUUAUUAGUCUUAUUUGAAACAUCCACCUUUUGUAAAGGUGUGUAAUUAUUUGAUGAUCGUGUUAAAAUAUCUACUAAGUUGAUUUUGUGUCAGAUGUAUGACUUCUAUUAUGUUUGACACCUUUUUUUGUGAUUUAAUUAUUAUUUUAUUCAUCAAUCUGAUGGUAGUCAUUUUUAUUUUAAUGGAAAAAAACCAGUCGCAAAUUGUUAUUGAAUCCCCUUAUCCAAAGUAUAAGUUAUAUGGGACGAACUGUGUGGUUCACUGGUAGAAAAAAAAGUAUAGCAGUAUUCCACAUCCAAACAAAUAGCAAUUUUAAUGAUUCUCAAAAGACUGUUAAUUUCUAAAUGUAAAAAUGAAAAAGAAAUGAACAGUUCAUCCAAACCGUAUCCGAUGAUCUGUUCAAAUCUGUUUUUUUAAACAAGUACUUUUUUAUUCCCAUUAUUUAUAAAGUAAUUCUAUUUCGUAGCAAUAUUAGAGAUAGAAAUGGAUGUAGAUAAUCCGAUGUUAUUGUUCCGAUAGAUUUAAGAAAUUCAUAAUUGGAUUAAGCUCUUUCGUCAUUCCAAUCUCAGUGAUAUUGAAAUGUUAUGAAAGAACUGUAAUUCUUUGUGUUCCUCGCAUUUGUCUCAUUUUCAUGUCGAACUGAAAUUAUCAGUUCCCACUUCCGGCAACUACCAAAUUCUUCAAAAUUGAUUUGUAAAAUAUAUAUUUUUUGUAAGUAAACUUUUAAAGAUGAAAAUAUAUGUAAAUAGUUCAUCAGCAUUAAAUAUAUUCAUUAGA
Molecule: messenger RNA, 3442 nt
Organism: Harmonia axyridis
Lineage: Eukaryota; Metazoa; Arthropoda; Insecta; Coleoptera; Coccinellidae
Product: protein dead ringer
Exons: 9
Coding region: 263-1915 (550 amino acids)
Biological process (GO): regulation of transcription by RNA polymerase II
Cellular component (GO): nucleus
Molecular function (GO): DNA binding
Source: RefSeq, a predicted model, not a curated record